GUUCCUUCACUGCUCUGGGCUUGCCCGCGAGUUUGGGCCUCCGAGGCGGCGGAGGCGACUCUUACUGCGCACCUCCAACACCAGCCCUGCUCCCGCGCGUUUGGUUGUAAAUCGUAGGGGACCGUCUUCCCCUAGCAAGACGUGCGUCUUCUGGAACCAGAGCCUCGAGUGAGGACAGCACUGGGGAAUUCGGGGCGGUUUGACUACUCCUGCAACAUUUUUCGUCAGAGACCAUGAAGGAGACCUCCCUGCUGGCGCCUUCUUUAGUUUCCUCAAAUUAUAACCUUCCCAACCCUGCCUGAAGCGUCCAGUUUCCCCUCUCCAGCAAAAUGGUGCUGGCUAACUCAGAUCUGAGUGAUCAGUUGUGUCGUUAACUUGGCUUUCUGGUAAAUUCGUGGACAGUAGACUCCGAAAGAUUUUUUUCUGAGCACUUGCAUAUCAGUAUAUUCAGUUAAAAACAUGACUUUGCUGCCAAUUCGUCAUUUCUUACCUGGCCUUGAGAGACUGACACGCCACAAUUCAGACUUCCAUAUUUCCUAUAAAUCACAAAACGUCUUUUUAAAGUCAGGGUGCACUGAUUUAUUAUGCUGGUAACUGAUCAGCAUUUCUGUUAAAGUUUUGGAAGAAUCUUUAAAUAGCUUUUUCAGCCUCUAACUUUUUUUACAGGAAAGAAAAGUGAAGCUCUACUUCUAGAACUCGGUCUGGAUUAGAACUUCUGCCUCUUUUGUCCAUCUCUAUAUGUCCACAUUCCUUAGAGAAGAAUCAUUAUACAGAGAAAAUGGCAGAAUCACUAGUGUCUUCUAAAUAUCUAGCCAUUAAUCCCACCAAUCCAUCCCAUUUUCAUUCAAGAAAUAUAAGAAAUGCUGAAUAAAGAUUAUUAGUUGCCCAAUUCCACAGAUAAAUUGGAAUAAAUACAGGUACAGUGGAACAAAUCCAAAUACAGUAACCGGAAUGGAAGUUACUUAUUUUAAACUCAAAUACUAGAUUUUACCAUGAUCUCUUGAAGGAAAAAUAGAAUCAGGUUUUUAAAGUUUUACCAGGUAGACUUGCAGUAUAGUUUCACAGAAUAAUCCUUAGAUUUCAAUAAACUUUCAAUAAGAGCUCUCCCCUUAGAUUGUUUAUCAACUAGUCACCCGGUAGAAGAGAUCUUUAGUUUUUGAAAGGUGGUUUGGAGUCAGUUCUUACAGGAUUACUGCUUCCCAGCUGCUUGGAUGUACCCGGCAUCAUACAGAUCUCAGCAAUACAGCUCUGGCCUUCAACAUUUCUUGUCUAUCAGCACAGUGGCAUGCAACCUGGCUCUAAAGAAGGAAGACUUUCAGGCCCCCAUCGUCAGCGGAGCCAUAAGGUAAACUGCAGGAAGGUCCAGCCCGGUACACCUGGGGCCGAGGCAGCCAGGGAGGAGUGGAGAGGCCAGAGCUAUAGCUCUGUGCAGCCCACACGAGGAUGUCUCCCAGCCUUCAGGAAGGCGCUCGGCUCGGGAAAAGCAAACCCUCGCCCUGCUCCUUUUCAAUUGAGAGCAUCUUAGGACUGGACCAGAAGAAAGACUGUGUUCCAUCAAUGAAACCCCACAGGCCCUGGACAGACACCUGCGGCUCUUCAGGGAAAGAGAUUAACCUAUGUCUACAUGUCCCGAGUCUUCCUAAUGGGAUCUCAUUACCUUGUACUGUGGAUCACUCAGUGCCGGGAGAAAGUGUUUUGAAAUAUGAAGAUUACUUUUCAGCCUCAGAAAGACUUUCUUUGAAAAGAGAGUUGAGUUGGUAUAGAGGCCGAAGACCCAGAACCGCUUUUACUCAAAACCAGAUUGAAGUGUUGGAAAAUGUCUUUAGAGUAAACUGCUAUCCUGGCAUUGAUAUCAGAGAAGACUUAGCUCGAAAAUUGAACCUAGAGGAAGACAGAAUCCAGAUCUGGUUCCAAAAUCGGCGUGCAAAGCUGAAAAGAUCCCAUAGAGAAUCACAGUUUCUCAUGGCAAAAAAAACCUUCAACACAGAUCUCCUGGAAUAGAUAGAAAACUAAACAUGGGGAAUUAUCUUCCAAUUGCGGAAUAUAAAGAAUCAAUGGGAAUAUCAAGUGUUAAAAAUGUGAUGUUUUCUUUUCUGUGUUUAAUCUGAGUAUUGUCUUUUUUUUCUGAAAAUAUAUUGUAAAUAAUUACUAUUAUAACAUGGUACCUAUUAUACUUGGGCACUUCUAGUUACAAU
Molecule: messenger RNA, 2195 nt
Organism: Balaenoptera ricei (Rice's whale)
Lineage: Eukaryota; Metazoa; Chordata; Mammalia; Artiodactyla; Balaenopteridae
Gene: HESX1
Product: HESX homeobox 1
Exons: 5
Coding region: 1444-2001 (185 amino acids)
Biological process (GO): regulation of transcription by RNA polymerase II; forebrain development; pituitary gland development
Cellular component (GO): nucleus
Molecular function (GO): DNA-binding transcription repressor activity, RNA polymerase II-specific; RNA polymerase II cis-regulatory region sequence-specific DNA binding
Source: RefSeq, a predicted model, not a curated record